Messenger RNA from Prorocentrum cordatum, 1902 nucleotides. Lineage: Eukaryota; Dinophyceae; Prorocentrales; Prorocentraceae. The record is from the annotation of a GenBank genome assembly.
CCCGCGCCUACAGCCUGGUGGCCCCACAAGGGGUGCCGGCGGAUCUGUGUUCGGAUCGCAGUUCACGGUACCGCAGGGGGGUCUUGAUUUCUGACCUGGGUUGACAAGCAGGGAGUGCCAUUAAUCCCCAAGUGCAAAACUCGAGCAGCCCUGCCAAGGAAGGGCAUGGCGCGCGGCCAGCUCGGCAGCCCCGGCCGGAGGGAGGCGGGGGCCUAUGAGAGGCCCCGCGGCAGGCACCCUCCUUCGCAUCGCUUCGAUGCGACGGAGCACGCCUGCGGCGCCUGCGGUGCCGAGCCUGGAAACCUCCGUAGGCUCGACGGAUUGGCGGCCCAUUUCUUCUUUCCAGUCGCCGGGGUGGGCCCGGCGUCGUGGAGCCAGCGCUUUCAGGAGCACGCCGUCCAGGCGAUGAGGAUCUUGGCGAUGGUCAUGACGGCCUCGUCCCCGUGAGUGAGCUUCCGCGAUGGAGCUGCACGGUCUCCUCGUGCCAGACGCGAGGCAGAAAUCAGUCGGCGGGCCCGCCCGAGCAUGCCCUGUGCAAUCGUCAUAUGCCAAGGACUGGUGUUCCACACCGCCGGGUUGCACAGGCCCUCUCGAUCACCGUCGACGGCAGUCGCCUCUCGGACGUCCCGUGAUUCAUCCAGAUCAUCACCACCCGUACUGGUGUCUCUGGCUUUUUCCCAGGCGGCCUCCGGCGCACGCUGCGAGAUUAAGAUGGCUUCGGUUUGUGAUUGUUUGUGCCAAGCAGCUUUCGCGCAGAGGGCCAUGCGCAACUGGCCCAGAUGUCGGGCGACUUGGCGAACAAGGACAAACAGUGGACGAACAUGUUCUGCAUGCUGGUCAGAGGAGAUCUUGAAGGGCCCUGCGAUGUCGAAACAACAUAAUAGCAGGGCAGCGCUGGAGAAAGCGACGAGGCAAAACGAGAGGCUGGAAUCUACAUGACAACCACCCUCGAAGAAUUUGAACAGCACCUUCUCGUGCGGCGGGUUCGACCCAGAGUGAGCCUCUUGGCAACAGCGCCAGCAACGCGAAACGAGCCAGAAGCAAGCGGGCUCCCUCGGAGUGAGCCUCCCGCCAAGAUCGCUGGUGACGUGAUGUGCCGUGGGAACGACCGGUCACGCUGGCGAGGCGUCGGGUGGCGCGCAGACAGCAUCGUCAUCAUCAGCAUCGAUGCCAUAAGCGUGCAGCGCGCAGGUAGCUCUGCCCACAAGGUCCAUUGCCUACCCCCGCUGCGUCCAGUGCCCUGGGGGGGAAGCCCGGGGCUGGCGGUUCUGGCCGAGCAUUUCAGCAGGCGCGAGAUGCAGGAAAUCGCGGACACCUGGAAGUUCGAAUGCCAGAUGGAGUGGAACGAGGCCCACAGCCUGCUGGCGCCAGGGGACCGGCCCGCGGAGGCGCCCCCGAAGGAAUGACCGGCUCGGCGCGCGCGCGCUGGGCUGCCAAAAGGUGCCCACGCCGUCGCUCCGGGUACCACAGACGCCCCCCAGGGUGUGUCUUCGAUGUGGCUGGGGUCCACUGUCCCCGCUGUUGCGCGCGCGCGCUCCAUGCGCGCCGUCCGCUGCGCGCGGCGCCUCCGAAGCCUUCGCUGUUCGGGGUCGAGUAAGAACGGGUCACCAUUCUCUCAGGGCACGACGUCCACGUCCCGGCUGGAACCUUCGGCGGCCCACCGGCUGCCCAGCCGCGGCCAGCCGGCGGCUGACCGGCGGCCUAUCGUCGGCCCAUCGGCCCCCAUCACCAUCGGCUGCUUUCGGCGGCGCCAAGGCGGCGCCAGCGAAGACGGCGCGCGCCGGGCUCCAAGACGUGCCCACGGUGUCGCCUUUUCCCGCGGCGCGGCGGCCAGCGCCCUUUGAGGGCCUCGCUUUCGCCUUCGUGGCCGUCUUCCUCAUGCGGGCAGCGGGAGCAAGAGGA